UUAGCGGUUGUCUCUUCUUUCGGAUUAAUGUCAGCUUUUGGUAUAGAAAACAUUUCGUGGAAUGCCACCAUUCCAUAUCUUGUACUUGUGACCGAGAUAGAUGAUGCAUUCGUAGUAAUAGGCUGCUGGAGGGUCACCAAUCCCAAGCAGAAAGUCGAGAAACGCAUGGAAGUAACAUAUUGUGAAGCUGGAAUUUCCAUCACUUUGACUUCAGUCACAAACUUCAUUUCUUAUUGCAUCGGAAUGAUGAGUCCGUUUCCUUUUGUCAGAAUAUUCUGUUAUUAUACAGCGACAUGCAUCGUAUUCACUUUUCUGUAUCAGAUGACGUUUUUCGGGGGUUGCUUGGCAUUAAGUGGAUACAGAGAGAAGCAGAAUUGUCUUUCUUUUACAUUAUUUAGUCGAGUAGAAUCCGAACAAAAUACUUCGACAGAAAACGAAAUACAAGAAGAAGCUUCCAUGGUAUUUUUUAAAGAUGUGUUAGGAAAAAUACUAUCGAAUCCAGUUUUAAAAAUAAUUGUUGUCUUUAUCUAUAUCAUUAAUUUAUCACUUGGAAUUUGGGGUGCUCAUUCUAUUGAACAUGGAUUAAAGUAUGAGCAUUUAUUUGCCGAAGGUACUAUGCUUCAACAAAGCUAUCAGAUUCGAAUGAAAUAUUUUGCAAAUUACGUUUAUCCUUUUCACAUAAUCAUCAAUAAGACUUUAGAUUACUCAGAUAUAAAAGUUCAAGAAUCCAUAGAAAAUCUCUUAAAAAAAUUCGAGCAACAUCCGAAUGUGGCCGAAGAGCAAUACACUGUAUCGUGGUUAAAAUUUUAUAAGGAGUUUCAGAAUAAUCCUGUUGCAAAAUUUUCGUUAGGAGGUUAUAACAUGUCGAACAAACAAGAUUUCAUCGAUGGUCUUCGUAACGUUUUCUUCAAAAUACGCGCAGCCAAGUCACUAUCUAAUGAUGUCGUCUUUAAUAGCGAUGGAACUGAUAUUUUGUAUAGCAGAUUUUUUAUUAUGGGUAAGAAUUUAAAUACUUCACAAUCAGACAGAAAUACAUUGAAAGAAUUAUGGGAAAUUACCGAAAAGUCCGAAAUUCCUGUUUUGGUGCACUGUAUAAAAUCGAGUAUAGUUGACCAAGGUAUAAUCAUAGAACAUACAAUUUACCAAUUAUUUUGGAUUACGGCCGUUUUAAUAACUAUAAUUUUUUUCUUAAUGAUACCGAACGUUCUAGUUGCCCUUACUGUUGCCAUAUGUGUUGUAUGUUCAAUAAUAGAAACAUUGGGUUACAUGUCACUAUGGGGCGUCAAUUUGGAUAUAUUCUCAAUGAUGAAUCUAAUUCUAUGUGUUGGAUUCAGUGUGAAUUACCCUUGUCAUAUGUCUUAUGCUUAUAUUACGUCAUCUAAGAAGACUGCGAACGAGAAAAUGAGAGAUUCUUUGUAUCGUAUUGGAUUUUCUGUUAUUCAAGGUUCAUUGUCCACAGGAUUAGGAAUAUUGAUUUUAUAUUCGGAUGUAUAUUUUCUGUCGACAUUUGUGAAAAUCGUAGUGCUUAUUGCUAUAGAAACGGCAUUUCAUGCACUACUUUUUAUACCUGUCGUUUUGUCUAUGAUUUUCCCCUUAUUUGAAAAGUCACAAAAUACUUUAAUUUUGUUAAUAAAUCAUCGCCCUGGUCGUCCUAAGACUAUUUCGUAAAUAAGGUGUUUUAAAGAAUAACUUUUUUCAUUACAUUGGAAAUGACUUUUAUAUUGGUACUGGUAUACAAAAAGAUUGUCUGUUAAUUAAAAUUUGAGUUUUAAUUAUUUUAAUAUUUUUCUAGCAAAGGAUAAAAAAUUCUAAUUCUAUGCCCUUGUUAACUGUAGUUUCAUUCAGUGUUGUUUUUUAUACGCCAUAUUUGCGUUAUUUGUGUACUGUACACUUAA
This is a messenger RNA of Centruroides sculpturatus (bark scorpion), 1895 nucleotides long. RefSeq names its product patched domain-containing protein 3-like. Gene Ontology annotation, cellular component: membrane. NCBI's taxonomy places the organism in Eukaryota, Metazoa, Arthropoda, Arachnida, Scorpiones, Buthidae. The coding region runs from base 28 to 1668 and encodes 546 amino acids. The transcript has 3 exons. The record is from RefSeq and is a predicted model, not a curated record.